Kwoniella mangroviensis CBS 8507 is the source of this 360-nucleotide messenger RNA. RefSeq lists its product as uncharacterized. NCBI's taxonomy places the organism in Eukaryota, Fungi, Basidiomycota, Tremellomycetes, Tremellales, Cryptococcaceae. The record is from RefSeq and is a predicted model, not a curated record. The coding region runs from base 1 to 360 and encodes 119 amino acids. The transcript has 3 exons.
AUGUCAAAUCAACAUAUCCUUCUUCUCGGAGCUACAGGAGUAUCCGGUAUUGCCUUUCUCGAAUAUGUCUUACCCCUCCCUGAUGGACCCAAAUUAUCUCUACUGUUGAGAAACAAGAGCAAAUUACCCCAAGACCUCGUAACUCAGUAUCAACAUAAACUCACGAUAGUAGAAGGACAGUUGAAUGAUGAGGCAAAGUUGGAAGAGGUCUUGAAAGGUGGUAUAACAGCUGUGGUCAGCUUGUUGGGACCCUACCCAUCGCUUUACCAUCUGCUCACUCGGACGAAACCCACUCCCAUCGCGGAUUCGCUCCAUGUCGUCAAGAAGGUAAUGAAGAAAUAUGGUGUUAAGCUAUUAUGA